Molecule: messenger RNA, 519 nt
Organism: Necator americanus (New World hookworm)
Lineage: Eukaryota; Metazoa; Nematoda; Chromadorea; Rhabditida; Ancylostomatidae
Exons: 3
Coding region: 1-519 (172 amino acids)
Source: RefSeq, a predicted model, not a curated record
AUGACGAUCUGCACUUCUAAGGCACGUGCGCUUGCACCGAAAGUGGCCAUCGAAGAUAUGAUGAUGAUGAGACGAUGUGGUUCAAUGCCAACUUUGUCUGUCUUCGUCGCUUACGCUCCAACAUCUAGCUACGAAGAAGAAGUCGAACCGUUCUAUGCAUGUGGACCUGGAAAAGUCCUACGGGGAAGAUCAUGCCUUCUACAAGGUCAUAACUGUCAUAGCUUCUGCUUGACGGAUGUCGCUGUUGUGGCAAUGUUCUAUACGGAAUCGCACUAUUGCCUCCUCCGCGGAAAAUUUUCGUUUACCCGGAGGGAAGAGAAAGCCGCAAAGCUCAGGAAGCGAAGUCUCAGAACUGUCAUUAACUGGCAUCUUUUCGCUAUGAUAGCCGGCUUUUGGGAAGAUUCUGCAACGGACAACAUCGACGAGGAAUACGACCUGCUCGUUGAACAUCCUUCACGACUGCACGAGGAAGACAGAGUUUUGAAACCGCCAAAAAAUCUUUUGAAACUCUUAAGCUGA